This is a messenger RNA of Phialemonium atrogriseum, 3264 nucleotides long. Its product is annotated as RAM signaling pathway protein-domain-containing protein. The record is from RefSeq and is a predicted model, not a curated record. Lineage: Eukaryota; Fungi; Ascomycota; Sordariomycetes; Cephalothecales; Cephalothecaceae. The transcript has 4 exons. Bases 1 to 3264 code for a protein of 1087 amino acids. Gene Ontology annotation, molecular function: protein binding.
AUGGAGCGUCCGCGAGGAUUGCCCGAGAACCCAGCCCAGGCCCGACGAGCCGCCGCUGUGGCGGCAUUGAACGUCUCCCUACCUCCCGUCCCUCCCUUCCGUCAUGCCUCGUCGAAUCCGUCCCUUUCGGCAUCCGCUACUCUCUCGCCCGGCCAGGUCAUUGGCCUGGCGAUGGAGGCAAUGAGGGCUGCCCUCAAUGAGAGCGAUACGCAGGCUGCCGAGGCCAGUGGAGUCAGCAACGACCUUCGCCCAGGCCUGACGAUUGACCUGAGCCGAAAGAACAUCCAGUCCCUACCAGAUGAGGUGGUCGAUAUAAUAAAGAAUGAAUUAGAACGACUUGCCCUCUCGCACAAUUUCCUCCAGGGCUUUCCGGCUAGGUUUGGCGAGUGUACCUCGCUGCGAUAUCUCAAUGUCAGACAGAACAAGAUCAAGGAGUUCCCGCUCUCACUUUGCGAUCUUAGGUCUCUCGAGAUUCUGGACCUCGGACGGAACAAGCUGAGAGUCCUGCCGCCGGAUAUCAUCAAACUCUCGUCGUUGAAGGUGUUUGCCGUCCAGAAAAACAUGAUCUCGGAACUGCCCCUCUGUUUGGCUGAUAUGGCCUCGCUGCAAGUCCUCAAAUUGGACGGGAACCCAAUCAUCUUCCCCCCGCCUGAAGUGCUGCAGAUUCAGGCAGCAAGUCCGCCAAAUGAAGGGUUCCUGAAGGAGAGCGAAGUAACUGAGGUGACAGUGACGGCCCACGUCAAGAAAUUCCUGAGGCAGAGGGCUGCCGCACUUGAAGGCGACACGACUGGGGACGAGUCUAGUGAAGGCACUGAGACUCCUCGACCGCCGAUAAAGCGCGUCAUGAGUGGCCGCUUCCCGAUCAAAGUGCCAAAUGGGCCCGAUGCGUCCGACAUGCGCUCUCCAAACAUUUCCCGCCCGCCACCAAUCCCUACCCGGUCUCACUAUCGCGGCUUAUCACAGCAAAACACGCGACGGCCUGGCGUCAUGCCACUGACGAUCGGCAACGUCAACGAGCGUCUCCGUAGCAACUCGGAAACUCUUCUCCAGGCGUCGAGAGCAGAACGACCGGAAAGCAGGUCCCGUCGGAUGGGAGUAGUUUCUAAAAUGGCUUCCGAGCUGGGGACCCUGGACGAAACCCAGGCAAACAACAGAUUUAGCCAUUACAGAGGCUUGAGCCACGGUUCGGCCAUGCAGGGUCCAGGUGCAGCAAGCAUGGCAGCCAAGAGCCCUGCGAGCCCGGCUGAGCCGUUCCUGCAGCGGCCAGUCUAUGUCCGCCGGCUCUCCGUCUUGCCCGAGCGAAGGGGCGAGUCCAAGAUUUUUGAUCCAGUGCUGGAAGCGGCCAAGGGAAUCCUAUAUUCGGUCUUCCAGAUCCACCCCAUGAUUCAGAUGUUGUUGAGUCUCACCAACGACGGCACAGCUAAGCGCUCGAGCCUAGAACUCGUCUUCUACAACACAAAUACCCAAGUCGAGGAGCUGGAGCUGGAGAUACAGAAGCAUGAUCCCGCCCUCCAGGAUGGCUACGGACCGCAGGAGAACGAGAACGUUCAGAGUGCAUGUGUCACCCUGGUCAAUGCCUAUGCCCAUGUCUGCUCACUACUUGCGAGCAAUGUCGAUCUCUUCAUCGAUAACGGCGACCCGCGGUACAUCCGGACUCUGCUCACUCAGCUCUAUAAUAGCAUCAUGGAGCUGCGUGUGACGUGUACCCAAGUUACCCCUGCCUCUGCCCCUCCCCCUGAUGACGGAUACAGGAGAGCAGUGGGUCGCGCGGCCAUUGACAACACCAUCCGAGCAUACCCCCGAGAGAACAAUACCAUCACACCGACCGCUGAUAGACCAGGAAUCAACAACGUCAGGGGUCGGAAUGGGAAUCUAGUUCACAACCUAAGCAGCCUCAGGGUGGCAACUGAUGUUCCAGUGCCCAUGCCGUACAUCAAUGGCACUGGCCGGACAGCAACCAUCAUGUCUGCUACUCCUCGGUCAGGGGAAUCCUUCGUAUCCUCAAGCACAACGGGUGGUCUCGGUCUCUCGUCCGAUUUCGCAGACGAGGACCGCAUGUUCGAGAGGAUAUUCCUAUCCCUUCAAACAUCGUCUGAGCUGGUCAUACGAGCUCUGCCGAACCUUAAUAUCCAGUUCACCGAUGCCCUCCGGAAUGCCAUGACCCAGCGAGCACCCGACAAGAUCAUCGGAUGCUGGAAGAUACUGGUUGCCGAGUGCAGCACAGCAAUUCAGCAGACCGAGACACUGAGGAACCGCCUAUCCCAGAUCAAACUUAAGGAGCCUGGCAUUAGAACCCAGGCCACAUUCUGGGCCAUAUGCAAGAGGUUCCUUGAAUCCUGGGGCAGCCUGGGCACCCAGAUGAAGGAGCUGAUGCAUGUCGUGGCCUUACCCUUUGACAUGAAAACGCGACUGCGCCCAAUCCAGCAAACAAUCAAGGAAACCACCACCCUAAUCUUAUCAUCUCCAUGGUCAGACUUCUUCCCCCGUCAGUCCGGCUCUGGCCAGUCCAUGAUGAGCCCUGAUGGGUCACAGUCUGGGAACCCAUUCCCGCUGCCCAUGACGCCACAGAGUGCUGCGCUAGGCCCAGCUGUACAGGCUACAGUUCCCUCCACUCCACAGAGUGCCUCAUUCUCCACGGCCUUCAACGGCAGUGUCUUUGAGCGUGCCGACGCCCUCAUCUCCCUGGGUGGCUUCUCCAUGUCUCGCACGACGACUAUGAAUUCAACAUCCACGGCGAGCCUUCACUCUAUCAGCAGCGCAUUGUCGUCUCAAGAUAGCAGCUUACCUCCCUCGAUGAUGCUCAGCCCUGGUCCCGGACCUGGUCCUUUGGGCCCUCUCCCCGGUAGCUGGUCGGGGAGUAGUCGGGGGAGCUGGUCGGGGAGCGGGGAGGGGAGUCGGGAGGGGAGCGUUGCGGGGCGCGGUGAGGGGGGUGGACGGGGAGACCGAGAUGGGGAUGUCGGGAUGGAGGAUCCGGUCGUUCAGGACAGUGGGAAUGCCGAGCGGGUCGACAAGGGCAAGGCUAAGGAGACGGACCUUGGUGACAGUAUGGAUGUGGAUGUGCCUGUAUUGGACAGUCUGAAAACAGCCGGAGCGACUGCAGACACUUCCACAAUCGGCAAUCCGGACGUGGAUGUACCGCCAACGGCUCCCAGGCUGGAUAUUCCUGGGAAGGAGCUGUCGAACACGAGUCUCGAGGUCGAGCUGAGAAGCGCAAUGGACCAGCCGAUCGUAGAGGAAGCAGCGCUGUCGAUGGGUUCUUCAUGA